This is a messenger RNA of Etheostoma spectabile (orangethroat darter), 716 nucleotides long. It is a transcript of the gene rergla, whose product is annotated as RERG/RAS-like a. Gene Ontology annotation, molecular function: GTP binding; GTPase activity. Bases 113 to 712 code for a protein of 199 amino acids. NCBI's taxonomy places the organism in Eukaryota, Metazoa, Chordata, Actinopteri, Perciformes, Percidae. The record is from RefSeq and is a predicted model, not a curated record. The transcript has 5 exons.
AUCAGCUGGGCUGACUUUGACCCAGCUGUUUCCCUCCUUAGCUAUUUAAAGCAUAGUGUGUGAGGGAUAUUUCUGUAGCUACCAGAGAAUAGUCUGGUUUACACUGCGGAACAUGAAUGAGAUCAAGAUGGCUGUGCUGGGCAGCGGGGGGGUCGGGAAGUCAGCUCUGAUCGUCCGGUUCCUCACCAGGCGUUUUAUUGGCGAGUACUCUUCUUCUUCAGAGUGCAUAUACAGGAAGCGUCUGUCUGUGGGUGGGAAGCAGACCGAUCUCCAGCUCUAUGAGCCAUGCUCUCGGGCCUGUGAGGGGAAGUCCGCUGUAAAGGAGCAGAUCAGCUGGGCUGAUGGUAUCAUCGUGGUCUAUGAUAUCAGCGACCGCUCCUCCUUCCUCACUGCCAAAGCCAUCAUACAGCUGAUUAGAGAGCUAAGGGACGUAGACUCACUCAUAUUUCUGGUGGGCAACAAACAGGACCUGUGCCACAGGAGGGAGGUGCAGCGGGAUGAAGCGCAGCGUGUGGCUGCCCAGUGUCAGUGCCAGUUCUACGAGCUGUCGGCAGCCGAGCACCACCAGGAGCUUGCGCUCAUAUUCUCCAAGAUGGUGCAAAACGCUAGCGUGGGCAGCAAGGCCAAGGAGCGCAGGAGACGCCCCAGCGGCUCCAGGACCAUGGCCAAACUCAUCAACAAUGUCUUCGGCAAGAGGAGGAAAUCAGUGUGAAGAC